GAACAAAAAAAAUAGUAGUAAGGAGGGAGAGCGGAAGGCAAGAUGUAAAUGGAGUGUUGUCAUUCUCUUUUAACUCUUAUCUGCAACAACAUAGAAGACAUGAGCAGACUUAGUGUAUGGGGCGGCCCAUCGGCGAGCGUAUUUCCCAUCGGCAAUGAAAAGGUGUUCAGCUCUAUUUGGCAUUCGAGAAGAAAGGCGCAUUUCACAAGGAAGACGAUACGGAGCUGCGCAGCAGAUUUCAAGGUGCUCACUUCUGUUACAAGUAAUUAUAAUAACAUUGUAAUCCUCGAUACUCCAGAAUCACGAGUCCUGCUUCUCGAUUCUUCCAAUAAUGUGCAUAGCAUCCUUCACAAGGGAACCAAAUGGACUGGUGCAUAUUGGGAUGAGUUUGCUAGCUUGCCGGCCAUUGUUCCAAAGGGCCCUCUCGCAAUCUUUGGCUUGGGGGGCGCAACUGCUGCACAUUUGAUGCUUGAACUAUGGCCUUCUUUGUUGCUUGUUGGAUGGGAGAUAGAUGAAAUUUUGAUUGCAAAAGCAAGAGAAUAUCUUGGGCUCUCUGAUCUGGAGAAGCAUACUCAAGGUGGAGGUGUGUUGGAGGUUCAUAUUGGAGAUGUGUUUUCUUCAUCUGUUACUAUUCCUGGAGGUUAUGCUGGUAUAAUAGUUGAUUUGUUUUCUGAUGGAAAGGUUUUGCCACAACUGGAAGAGGUUACAACUUGGUUGGAGAUGAAUAAGAUGUUGAUGCCCAAUGGUCGUCUCAUGGUGAAUUGUGGUGCUGCUACCAAAGAAUUGUCUGAUACUUCUGAAAUGAUGCAACCAGAUAUUCCCAAAAGGGAUGACCCUUUGAAACUAAACGCAACUAUCAAUGCAUUAUGCAAGGCAUUUCCUGAGCAAGUAAGCUGGAAAAAGCUGCCAAAGAGCGCAGGAGAAAAUUAUCUUGCACUGACAGGACCACUACCAGAUUUGGAUAUUUGGUCUGCUCAUCUCCCGGAUCUAUUAAGGUCAAGUGUCAAAGAAUGGAGAAGUUGCACGCCUUCCCCUUCGUGAAUGUGACAUUGGGACUUGGUUAAGAUGUAAAUUUCCGCAUGCCAAACCAUGCAGAAAAGGUAAUUUGUGCCAAUAGAAAAGGUCCUUUGCAGA
This is a messenger RNA of Solanum tuberosum (potato), 1134 nucleotides long. RefSeq lists its product as uncharacterized. Bases 49 to 1041 code for a protein of 330 amino acids. The transcript is spliced from 8 exons. The record is from RefSeq and is a predicted model, not a curated record. NCBI's taxonomy places the organism in Eukaryota, Viridiplantae, Streptophyta, Magnoliopsida, Solanales, Solanaceae.